This is a messenger RNA of Entamoeba invadens IP1, 1389 nucleotides long. RefSeq lists its product as hypothetical. The record is from RefSeq and is a predicted model, not a curated record. Lineage: Eukaryota; Evosea; Mastigamoebida; Endamoebidae. Gene Ontology annotation, molecular function: GTPase activator activity. Gene Ontology annotation, cellular component: cytoplasm. The coding region runs from base 1 to 1389 and encodes 462 amino acids. The transcript has 2 exons. Gene Ontology annotation, biological process: small GTPase-mediated signal transduction.
AUGACAACCAAAACACCGUUUUUGCAAAGUCUCUUAACAUCAAAGGACUUACUUGAGCAAAAACUGUCGUGUUCGCAGACUGCUGUGGAGUCAUUGAGACUUGUCAAAGAAAUGUUGCCGAUCCAAACCGCAUCGAUGCGGCUGCGCCGACGCAUUUCGUUGUCGGUGAUGAUGCAAAAUGAUCUCAAGAAGACGUUGGAGUAUUUAAUAGCGCAACAAAACAACGACAAACGGCACUAUCAAAAGGACCUUGAAAAAGAAAAGAACACUCUUAAAGAGUUUCAAACAAAGAUUGACAGCGCGGAUUCAAUCUUUAAUUCAGAGACUUUAUCAACUCCCCUUGCUAGUUACUUAUUAGGCUCCGACCUUUACAUCAACAUCAUCCAGAAGAGUUUUCGGUUAGGUGAUGUCGAAGCUCGAAAAGAUUUAACAAAGGCCUGGCGAAAAGUUUCUGUCUUCCUCUUUCGCAAUAUUCUUCUUCUGACCAAACCGGGUUCCGAAAUCAUCUUGUCGACUAUUUAUAUCCCCGACUGUUACAAAUUAUUAAUGUUCCAAGACCCAUCCCAUCUCUUCAUGAUCAAAGUCUGCGACACCACGUUUGCAUUCAACAUGGAGGAAGUCCUUGAGAAUUGGAAGGACAAAAUCAGUAAACGACUUAUGUGGUAUCGGACGACCAAUUUUCCACAACGACAAUUCAAGAAUGUAUCGUUCAUAGAGAAGAUGACCACUCCGGCUGCGUUAUGUCGCCGGUCGAUUUCGUUAUUAAACUGUUUACAAUUCUCUCCCCAUAUCUUUGAAAACGUUGUUGGUGUCAAUUUACACGAUCUGGCACAGAAGGAACGAACACAGAAAGCCCCGUUAGUGUAUAAGUUAUUAAUUGAUCACAUCACUGAGGAGUGUGCGGGUAUAGAAGGCAUUCUACGCUUGUCUGGAGACUCCGACAACAUUCAACGUCUUGAGAUGAAGAUCUCCAGUCGGACGUUUUCAUCAUUGGACUUGAAAGAUGUCGACCCACAUACCGUGACAUCCACUUUAAAGUCCCUUUUUAAGAAUCUUCCUACACCAUUGAUCCCACAAAACACUAACAAACAAAUAGAAAGUGUUGUAGGGAAAUAUCAAGACUACUCUCAAGUGGUGAAAGUGUAUCAAAUUCUUUCCAUCCUCAAAACUACCCUCCCAGAACACUUCGAAGUCUUCAAACUCCUCUGUAAGAUGUUUGGAGAGAUUAUUAACCAAUCAAACAAAAACAAAAUGGAUUUAAAGAACGUCUUAAUCUGCUUUGUCGAGUCCGUCCGUUGUUCUCCUGCCGUGUUUACCAUAGCUUUACAGAACCAAGGCAUCUUCUUCGAUCGUUUGUUUCUUCGUCGUAUUCAUUCCUUUACAACUUAA